Molecule: messenger RNA, 1546 nt
Organism: Harpia harpyja (harpy eagle)
Lineage: Eukaryota; Metazoa; Chordata; Aves; Accipitriformes; Accipitridae
Product: riboflavin-binding protein
Exons: 5
Coding region: 557-1438 (293 amino acids)
Cellular component (GO): external side of plasma membrane
Molecular function (GO): riboflavin transmembrane transporter activity; riboflavin binding; signaling receptor activity
Source: RefSeq, a predicted model, not a curated record
AAUUAAUAACAUGUGUAAAGAAUUAUGUAUUGGUUUAUGUAACAGGUUCUAGAUUUAUCUAUAUAGCUCACCAGUAUGUAGUCUGUCUUUAGAAAAAUUUUAGUGGCACAGACAAAAUGUUUUUAUCUUGCAUUUUUGACCAAACUCUACAAAAGAGGCAGAAAAUAAUGGAUCAGAUUCUGAAGUAUAAAUUAGCAUAGCCUCAACAAAGGCAAGUUAUCAAUGUAAUUUAUCCAGCUCAGGUGCUGACCAGUACUAGCUCACUUGCAGCUGUAUUAAAUGUGUAAUUUCCAAGUGUACAAAACAACUCUGCAAGUUUUAGAACUAAUCAAUCUUUUCUUCAAAUCUAGUGAAGCAGAGGAAUGUCUCUUGGAAGGGUUCAAAGAUAAAUUCAGGUUGCUGUAAGAAAUUUAAAAUCAUUUUCUUAAAUACUGAAAAUUAUAACAUGUUUUCAUAAAUAGCCUGAACUAUUGAUGGCUUUUAUCACUUGCCAUUGAACCUCAAAAAUAUGUAGCAGAAGUAUAAGUGUUCAGAUAUAAGCAAAGAGAAAGGGAGAAUGUGUGUCCUAAUAUUUAUGUGUGGAUCUUUGCUGAGCAUAUUUUAUUUGGUUAUAUAUUUAGCUUUUUUAAAGCAGUCCUUCCUCUUAAUGUUAUGGCUUCUCCUAGAAAUAAACGAUAUAAAUAAAGACUUCUCUCCAUACAGAAAAAAGAACCGAACAACAAUGCUGAGGUUUGUUGUCACCCUCUUUGCUGUCAUAAUGUCAUCUACCUGCCAAAAGUACGGAUGUCUGGAAGGGGACACCCACAAACUGAAGCCAAGUCGUGAGCCAAAUAUGCAUGAAUGCACUCUGUACUCUAAAUCUUCCUGUUGCUAUGUAGACUUCACAGAGCAAUUGGCUCAUUCCCCAGUAAUUAAAGUAAACAACAGCUACUGGAACAGAUGUGGGCAGCUCAGUAAAUCCUGUGAAGAUUUCACAAAGAAAAUUGAGUGCUUUUACCGGUGUUCACCACAUGCUGCUCGCUGGAUCCAUCCCAAUGACACUGCUGCUAUUCGGUCUGUUCCACUGUGUCAGAGCUUUUGUGAUGACUGGUAUGAAGCCUGCAAAGAUGAUUCCAUAUGUGUUCAUAACUGGCUGACAGACUGGGAAUGGGAUGAAAGUGGAGAAAACCGCUGUAAGAAUAAAUGUAUUCCAUACAGUGAGAUGUAUGCAAAUGGGACUGACAUGUGCCAGAAUAUGUGGGGGGAGUCAUUUAAGGUGAGUGAAUCCUCCUGCCUCUGCUUGCAAAUGAACAAGAAGGACAUGAUGGCAAUCAAGUAUCUCCUCUCCGAAAGCUCAGAGGAAAGCUCCAGCAUCAGCAGCAGCGAGGAACAUGCCUGCCAAAAGAAACUCUUGAAGUUUGAGAAACUAAGGGGAGAGGAAGGGGAACAGACAAGAUAAAUGCUGGUGGAUGUAUGUCAGGACAAGAGAAGUCAUCGUGGAGGCUGGGCUCAGGGCAUCACGCCAGCCUGCUUUAUGCCUUACUUCCUGGAACAUAAUAAAUCAAUG